Mollisia scopiformis is the source of this 1201-nucleotide messenger RNA. RefSeq lists its product as uncharacterized. The transcript is spliced from 4 exons. Gene Ontology annotation, biological process: transcription by RNA polymerase III. The coding region runs from base 189 to 1007 and encodes 272 amino acids. The record is from RefSeq and is a predicted model, not a curated record. Gene Ontology annotation, cellular component: RNA polymerase III complex. Lineage: Eukaryota; Fungi; Ascomycota; Leotiomycetes; Helotiales; Mollisiaceae.
GAAAUCACAGAGCAGCAUCAGUCACCGGAGAACCAGAACAAGAGACAAACCCAGAGAAUCAAGACACGACCGAUCGAGAAUCUGAAAGUACAUUCCAACCUACCAACAGUCGAUCCACCCAACGAGUUCGACCCAGAUCUGCCUCUGAGCCACGCGCGCAGCAGACUCUCUCAAUCGCGGGGAACGAAAUGGCAGGCCGUGGACGUGGCAGAGGUGGUGCUGGUGCUGGUGCUGGUGCUGGCCAGCUGAAAGGAGCAACAUGGGAAUACGAUGCAUCAAUCCAACUGGAGUCAAAGCCUGCCGAUCUCUUUCCUAAACACCCAAACCUGCGCAAACCUGCCCCCAUCACGACAAAGGAGAGACGAGAGAUUGACAACUUCAAGAAGCUGCAGGACCAGAUCCACCGUGGCCCCCUCUAUACCCAACCAACCAAGCGUGACCCUAAUGCACCUGCGAAGACCUUUGGGGAGGAGCAAUUCAAUAAGCAGUUCGGUACAAAUAGCAAGGCCAAUAUGGAUCCUUUCCAUGGCGUCGAGACAUACUCUAUGCGUUACGCACCCAAGCAAAGAACUCUCCCAAAGCUGUCGGAUCAACCAUUCAACAAAACCCUCUUCCCUGAAGAACUAUGGUCUACACUUGAAGGUGAAGAAGGUCAAGAAGUGCGAAAUCAUCUCAAUCGGGCCAUGGAGAGGAAGGAAGCUAUGCUUGCUAGUAUGAAAGCUGCCGAGAAUGGUGCCGGUAGUGGUGCGGGUAAUGGAGCCGAUAAUGGAGCCGAUAAAGGUGCUGGUGCCGAUGCCUCAGCCAAGACCAAAAUCCUUCUAGAGAAGAUUCACAAGGUGGCCGGAGAUGAGGAUAACGAAGAACUGGAAGAGGAGCAGGAUGCUGAAGAUGUCGACGAUGCGUACGAAGACGAAGAUCUCGGCGAGGACUACAAUGCAGAGGGAUACUUUGAUGAUGGAGAAGAUGACCAAGAGGAUGAAGCUGAUGGUGGGGAUGAGAAUUACUAGUUGCCUGAUCAGUAUCUAUGGUCUUGAGUGUUUGAUUUAGCAAGGCGUUGGGGAUGAUACCCUUCUGUGUUUGGGCUAUGAUAUGCAAGAACGAAGUGGUAUGUGUCGAUAUUAGAGGUGGAGCCUGGUGGUGGCUGUGUUUGUGAUAGCUGUGUUUAUGUCUGUACAGAGAUUAUGUAGAGUAUCGUAGAGUC